UGAUUUUGCAUUUCCGGGGGGAGAACUGUUUGUAAUCAAAACAGUUCUCCUCCCUGUCAGCUCCUGCACACUGCUUUGCAUGGCUGUGCUGUGCACAGCCGUGCAAAGCAGUGUGCUUACAGUGAACCACAAACACAGAACAUCAUAGUAAGACAGCACACAACUAACCCUUUGAUCGCUCCAGAUGUUAACCCCUUCAUGCCCAGCGCCAUUAGUACAGUGCCAGUGCUUUUUAUUAGCACUGAUCACUGUAUUGGUGUCACUGGGGAUGUCAGUGACAAUUAUUCAGUUCCCCCCAGUGCCCGCCGCAGUCCCCGCUAUAAGUCACUGAUCGCUGCCAUUACUAGUAAAAAU
Messenger RNA from Staurois parvus, 354 nucleotides. NCBI's taxonomy places the organism in Eukaryota, Metazoa, Chordata, Amphibia, Anura, Ranidae. The record is from the annotation of a GenBank genome assembly.